Molecule: messenger RNA, 306 nt
Organism: Echinops telfairi (small Madagascar hedgehog)
Lineage: Eukaryota; Metazoa; Chordata; Mammalia; Afrosoricida; Tenrecidae
Product: interferon alpha-inducible protein 27-like protein 2
Exons: 1
Coding region: 1-306 (101 amino acids)
Biological process (GO): apoptotic signaling pathway
Cellular component (GO): membrane; mitochondrion
Source: RefSeq, a predicted model, not a curated record
AUGAAGCGAGUGGCCGUGGUCUCUGUGCCUGCGGUGCUCAGUGCCUUGGGCUUCACCGGUGCCGGGAUCAUGGCCUCCUCCAUUGCUGCCAAAAUGAUGUUGGCUGCUGCUGUUGCCAAUGGGGGGUGGGGUGGGCCGAGUUGCGGCAGGCAACCUGGGGCCACUCUGCAGUCAGUGGGGACCGCUGGACUCUCCACAUCCUCCAACAUCCUCCUGGGCACUGCUGGGUCAGCUGUGGGGGCCUACAUGGGACAUUCAAAAAAGAAGCCCUCGCCCCCAUGGAAGGAGACGAGGCAGGGGAUCUGA